Daldinia decipiens is the source of this 1924-nucleotide messenger RNA. RefSeq lists its product as uncharacterized. Gene Ontology annotation, molecular function: sequence-specific DNA binding; protein binding; zinc ion binding. Gene Ontology annotation, biological process: regulation of DNA-templated transcription. NCBI's taxonomy places the organism in Eukaryota, Fungi, Ascomycota, Sordariomycetes, Xylariales, Hypoxylaceae. The record is from RefSeq and is a predicted model, not a curated record. The transcript has 3 exons. The coding region runs from base 1 to 1491 and encodes 496 amino acids.
AUGGACCACGGACCACCACCAAACCCCAACGACUUAUUUGAGUUUACUGCGCCGGUUACAAUGAACCCGGUGAGUACUAACGGCACUGCCGACCAGAACGAAAUGAUGGCGCUCUACGAUAGCUCUAUGUUCACAAACUUCGAUGGCUUGCCAAUGAGUAUUGAUGGCCUUAAUGAUAUGACUGCUGUCCCGCCGCAAUCAUAUCAGCCAGUUUCCCCUGCGGCAAACCCGCAGGCAGCGCUUAUCCAUAAUGAUGCUAUGCAAUUCACAUCAAAUACGGGUGAUAGCGCUGUUCCGCCGGCGCCGAGUACGGGCAUUGCUCCGAGUUUCCCUGCCCCCGCGCAGCCUGCCCUACAAGGAGGAAGUACUUUGACCGAAUUCACCAAGAGGAGGAACUGGCCCGCAAAAGUUGUGGAGGAGCUCAAGGACUUUUUGCAGAUACUGGAUGCUCACGGUAGAAUUAAAUAUGCGUCACCAAGCGUCACGUCCUUGACUGGUUAUGAAUCAGAGGAGUUAGUCGACCGGUUCGUCAAGGAUCUAAUUCAUCCGGAUGACCUUGGGACCUUCACCUCGGAUAUGAACGAAUCUAUAGCCACCGGGAACCCGCUGCGCAUGUUCUAUCGUCUUAAAAAGAAGGAUGGCAGUUACGCCAUAUUUGAGUCUGUCGGUCAUGCACACAUAGCCGCAGCUAAAUUCGCGCCAAAUCCGGAAAAUCAGUCACCCUUCUGCCAGUCGGUAUUUAUGAUGUCACGGCCGUAUCCCACCAAGAAUGCCUCACUGUUAGACUCAUUCCUGGAGCACAAGAUCGAAAAUGAGCGACUAAGACGCCGAAUUGCGGAGCUUCGAAGGGAAGAGGAGGAAGAGGAGGCAUCUCAGCAAAGCUGGUUCACGAGUCAAGAGGGCCGAUCAGAUAUUGCUGCAUCAGAGGAUACGAUGAUGACAUCCUCUCAGAGUCCUGCUUUGUUCACCCAUACAAGUGUAGAUUCACAAGCCAUGCCGCCUCCAGAAAGACCAACGCCGCUCAAUAUAGCAUUAACAAGGGAAAAUCUCGAGGGGGUGACAGCAGGAAACCGGCCAGAUUCGAUUAGAGAUAAGAUGGCAAGAUAUGAGGGCGCGUCACAUACCGACACUAUCGAGAUGCUGACUGGUUUGAGAUAUGUCGAAGGGGAACGAAGCCGUGGUAUCACUACCGGUAAUUCUAGUCCGACCCUAAUCAAGGGCGACGUUGGCAUUGCAAUACCGAUCGAUAGAGACCCUAGAACAGGAGAGAAAAAGAAGAAGCUUAAAGUCGCAGAAGAAUAUGUUUGUACUGACUGUGGAACACUUGAUUCACCAGAAUGGAGAAAAGGUCCUCAAGGACCUAAGACUCUUUGCAACGCUUGCGGCCUUCGAUGGGCUAAAAAGGAGAAGAAGAAGAAUGCUAGCAGUGGAGGUAAUAUGGGAAAUUCCGGUCCUGGGCAUCUUCCUAUACAUAUCAUGGAGCAGCAGUGAGCGUCUCUUGAGGUUUAAUGGCUUUCGUCCCAAGUGAACCGGUAAUAUAACCCGAGGUGUACGGCGUAUGGGUAUUUCCUAAGGUAUAUGAUAGUGCUUCAUGCACAGCGGGCAUUUCAAAUUGGUCGGGCUAUGGGCACGGAGUCGGAAUAAAAGCAUGGAUCUCUGAGCUUUUACAACCGAGCUUAUUACACGACAAGAUCUUUUCUCCUUUUUCUGUUCUUUUCUUCGAGAUAGCUGGGAACGAAUAUGGUUCGGGCUGUACGAUUCACGGGAAUAUCUCAUAGGCAACAAAAUGGGUGGCUAGGGUCUACUUAGAUGUAUACGGUAUAUCAUGAGACAAGGAAACAAGAAUGCUAGUACGGGGUUUUAUCUAUUUUUAAUUUGAGGCUGACAUAGUGAAGUAGCGCAAUAAUGAGAGCUUCCAGCAAUU